UAUAAGGACUCAAAAAGUUGGAAUUCGGCGUCAAACAGCUGCAAUAGCCGACUUUCGGCUAAAAUCUAAGAAGCCCACCCCCUCCGUAGAAUAUUUUACGAUUUUUACACAUUUGGCGCAUCUGCGACAUUUUCUGCGCGUUUCGGCGAACUACUUUUUCUUAAAUCUUAACUUAUAUGCAACAGAAACCCCCAAAAGUUACGUCACGUGCUGGAGUAAAUUCCUUGCUCUCCGUACUAUUUUCAAGACCUUUGUGAAACAGAUUGGCGUAGAAUAAGUACGAUUCUAAGACAAUUCGUAAAAUAUCCGGUGUCGUAAGUUUUAUGCAAUAGCGCUCUGGUUCCAGAACCGGCGCAUGAAGUGGCGCAACUCCAAGGAGCGCGAGCUGCUGGCCAGUGGCGGCACGCGCGAGCAGACACUGCCCAACAAGAACAACCCGCACCCGGACCUCACCGACGUCGGUGAUCCGUGCGCGCCGGCGGACGGCGAGCUGGCCGGCAGUCCGGUGCACCCCGAGAGUGACAUUGAGGUCACUGAGGAGCCGCGGGAGCCGGAGCACAGUCCGGCGGCGCACCCCUGUCCCGGCCGGCACUCGCCGUUCGGCGGCUAGCAGAGGGCAGAGAGGGAGGAGGUGCCCGUAACCAGUCACCGGCCUGAGGCGAUCGGAGGGACAGGGAGGUUAUCCCGACUGCCGCCGCACGCCGGGUGCAUUUAAUAUAGAAAUACAUACUCGUAAAAAAAUACUCGCUGCAGCGCUGGGUGGAAAUGGAAACCAUCGCAGAUGUAUGAGGAAGUAUCGUCCUCUCCGUAUAUUACCGCACGGUGAAUAGAAUAGAUGAUAGGUAACUGGAAUAGGAACUGAACUGACCCACACUGCACGAAUCCUUAUUCAAAAGGGUCACAACCAUCCAACAUCAAUGCCCGAAUAUGGGCAUACCUUAUUCCAAACUAAGAGCGAAUGAUGACUAAUUGAUUGAUGAUUGAUGAAAUGAUGUUGUUAGCGCGGUUAUCUGUGGUCACUGUGAGCCUCUGUGUUAGUGUGUAUUAUAAACCGAUUUGAUGAUUCCUGCAGUUGUCAGUGAGGACUGAGAGCGAUUAUCUAUUUAAAUAGAAAUGUGAAAUUCGAUGGACAAAGUGUCGUGUCCUGCUGCGGCGUUGGAACGAACCGGCCUCGAUUUUCGGGGCGAUGCCUUCAACAAAGACGCCGUUCAACGACUGGGUUAUGCCGAUGCAGUGGCCAUUUGUACCGAAUUCGGUCAGUUCACCUGUCAAAAUACCUAUGAUUUCAUGUGAUGGAAUGUGUUGCAAUAGCUAUCGGUAAUUUGUUAUUUGGCUCCAUCCCCCAUUUGAGCUUGUAUACGAAAGGGCCUGCGUAAAGUAAACCCAUUUGUAACGAAGGUUUAGCCGUACCCACAAAGUAUCAAACGCCAACCGAGGCGAACUUCCGUGUGGCUGACGGAGGGUCUGUGUGCCGUACAGUACUCGGGCCUGGUGUGAACUGUUGUCGGCACCGUUCGGUUUAUGCACUGUCUGCACCGUUCAGCGUUCGGUGAUCUCUUAGUAACUGUUCAACACUGGCCGAGGGCGACUGUACCGUGGUGAGCGCUGUCGGUCCGUAUCGUAUGACUGAUCGCGUGAAUAUCGUAUGGACGUUAAACAACUGAGAGAAGGAGGGAUGGGAUAUG
Amphibalanus amphitrite is the source of this 1685-nucleotide messenger RNA. Its product is annotated as homeobox protein DBX1-like. Bases 356 to 610 code for a protein of 84 amino acids. Gene Ontology annotation, biological process: regulation of transcription by RNA polymerase II. The transcript has a single exon. Lineage: Eukaryota; Metazoa; Arthropoda; Thecostraca; Balanomorpha; Balanidae. The record is from RefSeq and is a predicted model, not a curated record.